GUCGGUGUGGCGCCCAGAGCCUGUGCUUAGGAUAUGCGACGGGAAGCCCUUGCUACAGCGCAGACAGUGGCCCCGCGGUGCCGGGGAGAGCCAGGCGAAAGCAGGGCCAUGACCUGGAAGUUCAUGUAGUAAUUCAUGCCUCCGGAAUGCCUGGCUGAUUCUUCGGAGGAAUCAUCUCUGACUGUGUCUUCACUCUGAACUCCCACUGCUUCCAGCAAGAACACCACUCAAGGGAGAGCUCUGGCGUGUUUUUGGAAAGAAAUUCCAUGGGUACUGUACCUGACCCUCUGAGGUCCACUAAAACUUCCCUGGUUGCAGCUUCUUUAAAAGAGGAGGCUCAAGGAGAGCUGCAGGCUUCCUUAUCUCAGUGCCGACCAGCUCAACCCGGAAAGAAUGCCAAUGGCCUGGCAGGUGCCCCUGCAGAACCAAGCCUCAGCCCCAGCACUGCUGCUGAGGCCGUGAUGCAGGCUUGUGAGCAUGACACCACCCAGCCAGACAUGUCUUCUCCUGGUGUCUUCAAUGAGGUGGAGAAAGCAUCUCCCACACACAAUUCUCCUGGAGAUUCCCAACUGCUGGAAAGCAGAGAGCCCACAGCAUCAGUCCCGAGCCCUACGGCAGCAAAGGAUCUUGUACACAGACCAUUUACAAUGCCAGCCAAUCAGCACACCCACCAGGCCAUCCCAGGUGAUCGGCCCAAUGCCAGCGCCUCAUCAGAACCUGAAGAUUCUUUGGUGAAAUCUCAGAGAACCUUGAAUGGAGCCCAAACCGAGAAGUCAAAUUGUCCUGCAGGGGGCACCUGUGGCAGCAGCAAAGAUCAGGCAUCUUGUGAUUUUCCUUCUCAAGCAACAAUUCAGGGAAUGGUACAGAGCACAGCAGCCGAGGUAUUCAGUCAUUCUUCCCCUCCUGCAGGUGGGCCUGAAGGGGACAGGCAGCAAGCCAUCUGUCACUCCACAAGGAGGUCCUGUGAGCCUCCAGCAAGAGAAGAUGGAUGUUCAGAGAACAAACAACUAUCUGCCACUGCCUCAGACACCCAAGGUACAACAUCUGGGACACCUCAGCUAUCCCAUCUCACUAGAGAAGUUUCAUCAUGUACACUAGAUCCAGAGAAGGCACUGCAGCCAACACAACAGGUGUCGAGGUUCAAAGAAGCCAGUACAAUGACCAACCAAGCUGAAAGUGAGAUCAAGGAGGCCCCCAGCAAGGUUCGUCAAGAUGCUGAGGUGCAGGCGGUGGCCAGCGUUGAAAGCAGAUCAGUCUCCACUAGCCCCAGCAUCCUCACCGCUUUCUUAAAGGAAACCCCUGCUCUUGAGUGCUUGGAACAUCAAGAGCAGCUGCGUGUCAUUUGCCAGGGAAGUGGCAGUGGCAGCCACGUGUUGGAGCUCUCUAACAGCAUACAGUCCUCCCAGGAGGCAGGGCAGGGCUGUGGCAUUAUGGCUCAGGUGCACAUCCAGACAGCUGCACCUGUCUCUACAGCUUUCCAAGGGGAACUUAAAGGAGUAAGCCUACCAGAGGAGAUCCUGAAGACCUCACCCAUCAGCAGGGCCUGCAGUCAGGCCCAAGAUACUUGUAAAGAAGAUGGGAGACCAGCAGGAGAGACUCCAUUGAGGGAAGAGUCAACCUCUAGACAGCUUUCAGAUGCUAAUUCUAGCUCCCUGAAAGCUAGCCCCAUUGACCAGAUUUCUAGCAGUGCAGGUAGUCAGUCUGGAAUAAACCAGGAACUGGGGACAUCUGAAGCCAAGACAUCUGAUCACAAGACUGAUCCAGACUACAAACUAUCUGACUCCUGCAGCCCUGAGAGCAAAGAGGACCAGUCCAGGAGUUUGGACACCACGAGUAAAGGCAGUCCAAAGGAGACAAAGUACAAGUCUCCUCAGAUAGUAAAAGAAAAGGAGCCUACGGGCACCGAUACUCUAGAUGCCAAAACCCUACUGCUCAAUCCCAAAGCUCAAGAAAAUGGAGGCUCAGGAUCAGCUAAUCCCAUACCCUCCCCAAACAGAAAGAACCAGGAGGGCAUCUUAGAGGAAAACAGACAGACCAAGACAGCCACCAGCCUGAGCCUACCCCCUGACGCCAUGGGUGACUCCAGCCCAGGUUCUGGCAAGAGGACCCCUUCUCGCUCCGUCAAAGCCAGCCCUCGCCGGGCCAGCCGGGUCAGCGAGUUCCUCAAGGAGUUAAAUGUGACAGCAGCUGCUGCUCAGGUGGGGCUCACACCAGGAGAGAAGAAAAAGCAGCUAAGCACAGAUGCCAAACUCCAGCUGAAGCAGUCCAAGCGGGUCAAGGACGUCGUGUGGGACGAGCAGGGCAUGACCUGGGAAGUGUACGGGGCUUCCCUGGACCCGGAGUCCCUGGGGAUCGCCAUCCAGAACCACUUACAAAGACAAAUUCGGGAACAUGAGAAAUUAAUCAAAACGCAAAGCGACCAGACCCGGAGAUCCAUUUCCUCAGACACUUCCUCCAAUAAGAAGCUGAAAGGGAGGCAGCACAGCGUAUUCCAGUCCAUGCUGCAGAACUUCCGUCGCCCCAACUGCUGUGUUCGCCCUGCCCCUUCUUCUGUGUUAGAUUGAAAGGGGACACGUAGGGCGGGGGCGGGGGGGUGUCAGCGUAUGCACAUAUGGUAUCAUAUGUGUCUGCCUGUGUCAAAGCGUAAGUUGUUUUCUGAGAGACCAAGAAGAAAAAGCAAGUAUUAACUAUAUGAAAUUGCUGUUAAAAAUUGUGGGAUCCCUUGAGGGUUCAUAAAUAAAGAUGCCAUUUCAAUGUGAAAGAAAGAACAAGAAAAGCAAGCUUCACUGCAGAUUUGCAACCCUAAUUAAGUGGAAAUCGUAUUCACUGUUUGUGUUUUUUAACUAUGACAUUGCUUAUAGAAAUAACAAUACCAUUAUACAUGUGACAUUUUGUAUUACUGCCUCAAUGUGUAUCACUUGAUGGUAUCUGCAUUAAAAUCCCUACUUUAUAUUAAAAAUAGCAAAAACACUAUUAGCAAAAACGUUAUAAUUUCUAGUCCUAUUGAAAUUAGAAUGCUGUUACCACACAAAAUCUAAGUAGGUAAUAAGAACCAUAUGUAAAAUACCAAAUAUGAAUUAGUAUUUGAAAACAUCUGCAGAUAGCCCUUUUCAUACACCUUGUAUAGCUUUUAGAAAAUAUAAGUUAUGUGAGGAGAAUUAGCUAAGGCUUUAGAUAUGAAUACUGUCCAACUACAUCCAACAUGGACUUACAUAUACACAUGUUCCUGCACAGAAGGCAAGGUGCAUCUCUGUGAGGCUAACCAAAUUGUAUUCAUAUUUUCUUACCCUAAAGGAGGCAUAUGGGACUGGAUUCUUGAGAAGAGUCAUCACAUGAGAGAUAAAAGUAAAUUUUAUGUGAUACAGAAGUUCUCCAGUGAUAUUCUACUGAAUUAUAAGGUUCUGGUAAGGAAUUAUAAAUAGCAGAUUACCAAAAUCUGUUUUAUCUGUGUUGAUAAAAGGAAGAGCCUUUAAGUAACAAAAACUACAUGUUUCAUCUGUAUUCAUGUAAACAGCAUAAAAUUUUUGGCUUUCUUUUGAUUUGGUUCAGUAGUUUCUAACAGCAAAUGUGGUCAACACCAAAGGGAACAGAAGUUCUCUUACAUGUAGACAAAUAUCACCUGUUUAGGUCUAUAAUCUGGAGUAAAAAAAAAAAAAAAAAAAAGGUAUUUUUUUAUACUUUUGAUUUUAAGAGAAAUACCAUCAUAUCUCAACCUCCAAAGCCAACAAAAAAAGAGGUCAAUGUAAGCAUGGUUUGAGUUUGGAGUAGGAUAUUCCUUGAGAACACUGGCAUCUAUCUGAGCUCAGCACUCACUCCUCUCUAGAAGAGGAGGGUAUCCCUGAAACAUAGGGGCAUCCUCCAAGACACUGGCCAGGGGCCACCAGCAGCUGCUUUCUUUGACUAAUGGAAAGAAGAAUGCAUUAGUCAAGGCCCUAGGAACCCUUCCCUUCCUGGAUUCAUCAUAGGGCCUCCAUCUUGCCCUUAGAAAAUUUGACUGCUAGAUGUUGGAGUGGUACUGGUUGCCUUCUCUAAACUCAUUUCCCAGAUGAGCCAAAAAAAAAAAAAAAUCUGACCAUGCAAUUUUCUUCAAAGUUUCAAAUACCAUUGGUACAGUCAAUUCCCAUUGUCUGUUUUAGCUUAUUUCAAUUUAAUUCUACUUUGCAGGUUCUGAACAUGAGGGGGGAAAAAUCAUACCUAAACUCUACCCUGUGUGCAACCUACACUGGGAACUAACUAAAUUACUAAAAAGCUUUGAUUUCUUUCAAAGCAAUCUAGCUGUAUAUGCAGCCUGCGUAAGAAGACCACAGUGACAGCCUUCUUGGAGCCUGAGAUUGGUAAUUACAGUUGUUAUGCUUGGAACUUAUAAUGAAUUUUUUAACAAGGCAAAUUUUUUAGUUUCUUACUAAUUGGCCUCUUUUAAGAACACUAUCUAAAGUAGAAAUUAUCAUCAAAUUACCAAACAAAUUACAUUUAAUGAUUAGAGAUUAAGUCUAAAAUUCUCUCUUCUGGACUUAUGCACCUAUUUGUCUCAGAUAACUUGGCCACAACUAUUCUGUCUCCUCUUUCUCACUGGCCAUUUCUAUCACAUGAUGUCACACAUGCUGUGUAUACACAGAGUACACCCUGUGCACACAGGAGCAGCUGUCAACAGCACCUACUCCAGAUAGGUGGGCCCCAGGUAAUCCUCUGCUGUGAAGUGGCUAGAACAGGCUGCUCCUGUAUUAACAUAGGAGAGAAGAAAAAUUCAACAUCCGGCAAUAAUAUUUACUUUCAUGAGAUUAGAGUAACCACACGAUUUAUAAAUAGUGAGAUGAAGCAGAGAUCUAAGAGAAAAACGUUGGCAUUUGUCACACAUUGUUAAUCAGAACCACUCAAUUUGGUAUUGUAGUUGUGCCUCUCAAACUAAAACUUUUAAGCAAAAAUAUUUGAUGUAGUAAGUUUGGUUUUCUUUGGUGCUAGAACUAAAUUCUUGAUUUCUCAACACUCUAGAAAUGGUCAUAAGAUAGUACAAAACCUUGUUUGUUUUGUUCUUAUCAAAUUUUCUAGAACUAGCAGCUUUUAGAAACAGUAACAGGAAUGUGUCAUCAAAUAGAUAUAUGAGAUGGGAGGCUGUUUAAGAUAGUGUUUUUACAUUUUAGUACCUACCCUAUGCUACUCUCAAAAUAAAACCAUGUUUGAGAUUCUUCCUUACAUCAGUCUGUGACACAGAAUUAGGUAUUUAGUAUGCCAUUUGGGAUGUCUUGGAUUCAUUCAACAAAGGAAGUUGCAAUAUAAUAUAAUCCUGGUGGACUUUAAACUUGCUCAAUCAUUUCUUGCUUUACCUGCAUGAUACCCACUGAGUUAAAAGUUGUUUUUGUUUGUCCUUAAUUUCUUUUAAUGCGAUUUGUCCAUUUUAAUACACUCUACUUUUAGAUCUUUAGAGAGGAAAUAUUUUAUUCAAUUAAGAAAUAUAAAAUACUCCCUAAGCCAGUAAUAAAAGAAGUGAGUUAGAACUUAGUGUCUGGCAGGUCAUUCAACAUUUAUUUUUUUUUAUUGGUUGUUCAAAACAUUACAAAGCUCAUGAUAUAUCAUCUUUCAUACAUUUGACUCAAUUGGGUUAUGAACUCCCAUUUUACAACAGUCACUAAUAUGCCAUUAUGUAAAAAUGUGAAUGUGUAACCAAUAUGAUUCUGCAAUUCGUAUAUGGGGUAAAAAUGGGAGUCAUUCAACAUUUAAAGUGUGAAGAUGUUAUACCACUUACCAAAUGAACACUAGAAUUUUUAUUUAAGUAUUAAUUUUUCCAGGUUUAUGAUCAUAAGAAAAAUAGCAUUGCUUCAUUGCCACAUGUUUAUCUUGAAUGCCUUUCUAAUCAUGUCUUUUUGAAUUACUGGCUUUUGAUGCCACAGACUAGCUACUUUAUAUACACUAAAAUCCUGAUUAACCUUUCUGUUUUGAAUUAGUGGCAUAAGUUGAAUAUUUUUAAGUAGAGGUUAACCAGAAACCUUUUUGUUUGUGUCCAAAAUGAAGUGUUGGUAAAAUGGAUUAGUAUGUUUUCUACCUUAUAAAUUCCACUAUAUUGAAUAUAAUUUGACCUUUGAUAAUCUUUUAGUCUUGAGAAUCAUCUGAUACUCAUUAUUCGGGGUACCAAUAUUCUCCAUGUUAUAAGUUAAACAUAGAAAUUAAAAUAAAUUGGACUGAGUACAUAUAUGUAACAUAAACCUUACAGGUUAGAUUUUGAAACCAAAUCUUUCAUAGGAGCUUGCAACCUUAAAGGAAAAAGCAAAAUAGGAAAAUGCCAUUUGGUUGUAUCCCAAAGUAUUGAGAUUUUACUAUUCCUAGGUUAUACUAAUAUUGUUUCUUUCAUUUUAGGGAAUUUCUGCCAUGCUGGGAAUGGUUGUAUAUAUAUAUAACACCAAGAAUAGAAUACAAUGUGACUUUAAAAUUUGUUUACAGAGGAUAUAUACAAUGUGCUGUUAAUGUAACUUGUCUGGCCUUUGCUAUAUUCACUCUAUUACUGUUUUGUUGCCAAAAUGUGAGGAAUUAUUGUCUUUUUUUCCUCCUACAUAUUGUGCAAGUAUUAAAGAAAUUGUCCACCUCUGGUACCAUGGAAUUCACCAUAUUCCUUGUUAACUUUUUCAGAACCAGUAUAAAGAAAAAUAAUAUAUUAGGAUAGAUUUGCAUAUAUGUGUGUGUGUACUUGUGUGUGUGUGUUUAUUGAAAAUUGGGCACCUGUAGACUUGUGUAGACCUCGUACCUGCUUGAUUGACUAAUUCUCCACAAUGCUGUCAUGGAGAUGAGGCUGUGUACUCUCACCUCCUUUGUCCUGAGUGGUGUUUGAAAAACGAAGCUUGUGAGUUUCCUUCUGUGAUAACGCAGUGAGCUCAGCAGCAUCUGAGAUGAGUGAGCAGAUCACCUUGUCCAGCCCUUGUUUUGUCUACCCAGUGAAUCAGAAGUCUCCACAUACACUCCAACUUUUGCUUUUCACAUUCAUCUGAGCAUUUUGUUUUCUGCGAGCAGUGUUUCUCAAUGUCAUAUGUAGCCCUUUGGGUUGAUUCUCUCCAAAUGUAGGUUAGCUUCUGCCACCUGGCAAAUAACAGGCAAUUUACUGAAUCUCCUGUCCAUCCUGUAACUGUAUCCUCCUUAAUGAAAUUCUGCAACUGGCUGAGUAAUUACAAAUGUCAUCUGUGCAGACACAUGGGCUUAAGAAUAACAACACAAUUUUGAACACUUUUGCAAAAGGGAAAAAAUAGUCUUAUAAAUACUGAAACAAAUUUCCAUGAACUUUAUCCUGAUCUUGGAGGAAAAAAAAAGUUUUCUCCUUGGCUACAGAAAUCGAAUAAGCAAUGACCAAGGAUAUAAAUAAGGAUGAACUGAGUUGGAAAAAUUCUGUCUCACAAGUCAGUGACAUCUGCCAGAGGUCAUCACAGCUACUUUUAACUGUGAAUACUCACCAGCUAAACUACUCACUUGCCACAACCAAAUAACCUCUCUCAAAGUAAAUCCAAUACACCUGUAUAUAUGUGUUGAUUGAAACAACAAAGAGUCCUGAAACAUUACUUUUGGGCUACUGGGAAAAUUAAGGUGAUGAUAAUAUAAAAGACAUUCAAAUAACCAUGGGAUUUGGUGAAAUGACUCUGGGGGCCAGAAUGGUGCAACAAGAUGUUAUUUACAGUUUUUUUUAAACAGAUAUCUCAGAUACUAAUCAUGAGAAUAAAGACUGUUGAAUAUGAAAUUAAAGCCAAGCAAUAAUGUGCCAAAAAGAGGCAGUUAUACCAGCAAGUGCAUCUGUUACAGGCACACUGUUAUAUAACUAUGGUUUGCUCUACAAAGACUUGACUAAAACCCAGAGGAUAAAAGAAAUGAAGGCAUAAUUUCUGCUUUCUUGUUGAGUAAACUUGUUUAGGAAUUCCAUAAAGAGGUGCAGCACUAGUGAGCAUGAGUAGAGACACAGGCAAUAUGUCUGCUUUCAUGCUAGCCAAGAAAGAAGAGGAGCCACUAAAAGGUUUGCUGUCUUAAAACUCAAGACAACGCCAUCCAGAAACUUCUGUCAAGUGAAGGGGAUAAACUUAUGGUAAUUCCUCUUCCUGGACCCUAGCACGUUCAAAAGCAAUUUUGUCAACUCUGCCCAGAGGAUCGCCCGUCUUAGCUAUGAAAAAUGGGUUUCCAGAUGUAAAGUCACUAAAACAUGAAUACCUGUAUCCAAAGGGGCCACAAAUAAUGCCUUACAGAAAAUGAUGCGCCAGAUGGUUAUCUCUAAAUACCAAUUCUUCAAGUGUCUUUCUGGGUUGAAGUUCAAAAGAUUAAUUGGCUGCAAAAAAAAAAAAAAAAAAAAACAAGAAUUAAAAUCACAUAUUUUACACUUUAGAAAAAGAUACUGGUAAUCAACCAAUAAGGUGAUAAUUAUAAGAGAUACCCUACUGAUUUAAGUAUGUUAGGGAAAAUUAAAUGGGGUAAAAAUACUAACUUCUUUCUUGAUUUUUUAUAUGUGGAGAUGUCAUCAAUUUAUUUCUGGGGAGAAAAUUAUAGCUUACUUUUUGACAUUAUUGCUAAUAUUGCUCUUUGUUACUUUAAAAAUUAAAUUGUCUCUUCUUUAGGAAAAAAAACUUUUUAGCAGUUAAAUUCUUUCAGAUUCCAAUCACUGCUUUUAAUAACAGUAAAGGCUAUGUGUAGAGCAAACUAUAGAAAAUGAGUAGAAGGGGUUUACCCAUAUUAAUAAGUAUCCUUAAUGAUUUUAGUUUAGAUUCCUUAGCAUUUAUUUUCAACCACAUCUUAUGAGCAAAUUGUUUUCUGUCAUGUCUUAAAAUGAUGCUGGUAAAUCUGGAGAUUGCAGUAUUAUGAUCUUACUCCUCAAUCCCAGGAAGAGAGGAGAGACUAUUUCUUACUUUAAGGGCACCUAGAGAUACCUUUUUAUCGAGGUUGAGAGAGGUCAGUAUGACCUGACAACUCAAGAAAAAUAUCUCUUAGCAAUUACUAAAUUUCUAAAUGUAUUUAUCUCUGCUGUACUAAUGUGUGAACAAUAUGUUGUGCAUAAUGGCGUUGCUGCUGUGGUAUGUCAGUGCAUUCCAUAAGUGUAUACAAUCUGUAAGUGAUUGGCUUGCUAUUUUUAUGUGUAGAAAAAAAAUAAAUAACAUGCCAUAUCCCA
Messenger RNA from Marmota monax (woodchuck), 9121 nucleotides. It is a transcript of the gene Gprin3, whose product is annotated as GPRIN family member 3. Gene Ontology annotation, biological process: neuron projection development. The record is from RefSeq and is a predicted model, not a curated record. Gene Ontology annotation, cellular component: plasma membrane. Lineage: Eukaryota; Metazoa; Chordata; Mammalia; Rodentia; Sciuridae. Bases 267 to 2564 code for a protein of 765 amino acids. The transcript is spliced from 3 exons.